UUUUCCUGUGUUCCUCCGCUGUGGCGGAAGUAAGUCGACUCGCGGAGGCCUCAUCCUUCCAAUGGCGACUGCGAACAGGCUGAAUAGAGAGCGGGAGCAACCGUGGAGGGGGGGCCGCUUCAAUGGCCAAAAAUCGGAACACUUCGCUCCUUGAGUCUGAGCUCUACUACCUGAUCUCUCGUUUCCUGACAACGGGUCCAUGUCGGAGAGCGGCGGAGGUCCUGGCGAGAGAACUGGAGGAACAUCAGCUCUUGCCCGGGAGACUGGACUGGCUUGGAAACGAGCACGCGAGAACAUAUGAAGAUGUGGUUGCAGCCAACAGACACAUUGCACCAGAUCAUUUGCUACAGAUAUGUGAGCAGAUUGGACCACUUCUCGACAAAGAGGUGCCAUCAUGUGUCCCAGGUGUACACUCUCUCUUGGGGUCCGGAAAGCAGUCGAUGCUUAGAACCCCAAAAGACUGCGAACAUGUGCGGUAUAAAGCUUCAUCAUAUGCAGCCCUUCACCGGGGCAGACCACCAGAGAGGCCUUUGUACUGCAAGAAACCUACACACUUAGUGGAGGUACAUCGAGGGAGAGAGCUGACAGGAGCGCAGCGCUUCAGUUCCAUCAAUCCUGUCAGCAACUAUGAGCACAUGCGACUGCAUAGGCGGAUCCUGGGCCAUCUGUCUGCAGUGUACUGUAUCGCAUUUGAUCGCACGGGUCUCAGGAUCUUCACAGGCUCGGACGACUGUUUGGUGAAACUUUGGUCUUCGUUUGAUGGAAGGCUUCAUUCAACAUUGCGAGGACACUCUGCAGAGAUCACAGACUUGGCGGUUAAUUACGAAAACACACUAAUAGCUGCAGGAAGCUGUGACAAGACCAUCCGUGUGUGGUGCCUUCGUACCUGUGCACCCGUGGCUGUGCUGCAAGGGCACAGUGGAUCCAUUACCUCCCUUCAGUUUUCACCGUUUGCAAAGGGCUCAAAACGUUACAUGCUGUCCACUGGAACUGAUGCUACUGUCUGCUUCUGGCAAUGGGACGUCCACAACAUUAACUUCAGUGAUCGGCCUCACAAAUUUACUGAGCGGCCAAGGCCAGGAGUUCAGACAGUUUGCUCCUCAUUCAGUCCAGGUGGAAUAUUCUUAGCAACAGGAAGUACAGAUGAUGUCAUCAGAAUAUACUACUUGGGAAGCGGGAGUCCAGAAAAGAUAUCAGAGCUCCAUGAGCACACAGACAAAGUUGAUAGCAUCCAGUUUUGUCACUCAGGUGAAAGGUUUGUGAGUGGAAGUCGUGAUGGAACAGCACGGAUCUGGAAGCUCCAUCAGCGGCAGCAGUGGAGGUGCCUCUUGCUCAACAUGUCGGCCACUCUUCCAGGUGCUGAGGCAAUGACUGAAGAGGAAAGCUACUUCAAACCUAAAGUCACCAUGGUAGCAUGGGAUCGCCAUGACAAUACAGUCAUCACAGCUGUUAACAACCAUCUCCUCAAAGUGUGGAACUCCUACACAGGACAGCUGUUACAUAUCCUCAAAGGCCAUGAGGCUGAGGUUUUUGUGCUGGAGCCGCAUCCUUUUGACCCCAGGAUCAUCCUAUCUGCCGGUCACGAUGGGAAUGUCUUUAUAUGGAAUCUGCUUCAAGGGACAAACACACAGCACUACUUCAACAUGAUUGAAGGCCAAGGUCAUGGAGCUGUGUUCGACUGCAAAUUCACUCCCGAUGGCCAACGCUUUGCCUGCACAGACUCUCAUGGCCAUCUGCUCAUCUUUGGCUUCGGCAGCUCCAAGCCAUAUGAGAAGCUUCCAGACCAGGUGUUCUUCCACACAGACUAUAGACCACUGAUCCGAGAUGCCAACGGCUUCGUGCUGGAUGAACAGACUCAGCAGGCUCCCCAUCUCAUGCCCCCUCCUUUCCUGGUGGAUGUGGAUGGAAACCCCCAUCCUCCAAGGUAUCAGCGUCUCGUUCCAGGGCGGGAGAAUAUUGCUGCCGAACACCUUGUUCCUCAGCUGGGAUAUGUAGCCACCAGCGAUGGCGAGGUGGUGGAGCAGGUGAUCAGCCAGCAGACGGCAGAACACGAGGAGGUUACGAUAAGACGCAGCAGCCUUCUGGACGAAGCCAUCCGACAGCUAAGGGCGGAACAGCUCAGGGGGCAUCAGGACCGGCAGUCACAGGCUGGGACAGAGGCAGCGCUGCCUGCUGGAGCAGGACCGGAGGGGCAAGCUGAGGCACAGGGUGCAGCCUUCACACCAGCACCAACCACGCCACGCAGAGUGUCUGUAAAUGAUCGAGCAGAUGUGCAGUCGCCCCCAAAUGUGGGUCUGCGCCGCAGCGGACAGGUGGAAGGCGUCCGGCAGAUGCACCAGAAUGCCCCACGCAGCCAGAUAGCCACUGAGAGGGACCUGCAGGCCUGGAGACGCAGGGUGGUGGUGCCUGAACUGGCAACCAGCAGCUACAGGGACCAAGAGGACAUCCGAACAGCCAAAGGAGAUGAGGAAGUGGCUCUGUACAAUGCAAAGAAGAGGCGAAUUAUCUACAGCAACUGUCGAGAUGAUUCAGACGAGGAGGCGUGCACUACAAAGCGAGCCCACGGCCGCAGUGACACAAGGGAAUACAUUGAGUUUUCAUGUGAAGAGGGAGAGGAAACCCCAGGCUCAGACCUUCACUCUGAGGACAAUGAUUUAGAUGGGAGUGAUCUGGAGUCUUCUAUUGAUGAGGAGGAAUGGAACAGUGACAGCUCAAGCCACACGUCCAGUGAGUACUCAGAUUGGACGGCAGAUGCCGGUAUAAAUCUGCAGCCCUCCACCCCCUUGUCGUCACGGAAACGAAUGCAGCGCAGACUCAGCACCUCUGAAGAGGAAGAGGAAGAGAACGAGGAAGAGGAGGAGAAGCAACAAAGUGAUGAGGAGGAGAAUCCAGGGAAUAAAAUCAAGGAGAAGUCCAAGAAAGCGAAGAACAAGGCACCGCGGCAUCUGAAGGCCCGACCAUCCAUCAACAGAGAAGUGUCCAAUGAGUUCAGACCUUCACCAUGGAUCACUGAUGUCAUUCCCAGGAAGUCUCCAUUUGUUCCCCAAAUGGGCGAUGAGGUGAUCUACUUUCGGCAGGGACAUGAAGCAUAUGUUGAGGCAGUGAGUAGGAGUGAACUGUACCCCAUCAACUUAGACAAACAGCCGUGGAAAAAAAUGGAGCUGCGGGACCAAGAGUUUGUAAAGAUCACAGGGAUCAAAUAUGAAGUCUGCCCUCCAACACUUUGCUGCCUGAAGCUGACUCUCAUCGACCACGGCACUGGCAAAAUCACAGACAAGUCGUUUUCUGUCAAGUACCACGACAUGCCAGAUGUUAUAGAUUUCCUGGUUUUGAGGCAAAGUUAUGACGAGGCGCUGCGUCGAAACUGGCAACCACGCGACAGGUUUCGUUCAGUAAUAGACGAUGCCUGGUGGUUUGGGACCAUCGUUUGUCAGGAGCCGUACCAGCCUGAAUAUCCUGACAGUCUCUUCCAGUGUUUUAAAGUCAGCUGGGACAAUGGGGAAAAUGAGAAACUGAGUCCCUGGGAUGUGGAACCCAUUCUAGAUAAUGCCGAGCAGCCAGAGACUGAAGGAGGUGGUAUCCCUGUGACGGCAGAUGAGAUGAGCGAGCUGAUGUACAAGCCUCUGCCAGGGGAGUGGGGGGAGAGGAGCAGGACCAACGAGUGUGAACGCAUCAUGGGAGCCAUCGACCAGCUCAUCACCAUUGAGAUCGCAGCUCCUUUCUCUGGUCCUGUGGACCUGGUUCAGUAUCCCACCUACUGCACUGUGAUCGCCUAUCCUACUGAUCUUGGAACAAUCAAAUUGCGACUCUUGCACAGAUUCUACAGACGCCUCUCAGCAUUAAUUUGGGAUGCCAGGUAUAUUGCACAUAACGCCCGCACUUUCAAUGAGCCAAGGAGCAAGAUUGCCCACUCUGCAAAAAUCAUCACAAAUGUCCUCCAGAAAUUUGUCAAUGAUCCAAGCUGCACAGAUAUCAUGGAGAUUUACAAUGCUGUUGAAGAGAUGGAUGAUGAUGAAGAGGAUGAAGAUACAGAAGCACCAGGAACCUCAGCGGUACACCGGCUGCAUCAGCGCUCUGUGGAGACGGUGCCAGACAGAGAUGCCUGGAAGGAACAGUGCAAGAGUCUGGUCAACUACAUAUUCCAGUGUGAGGACUCAGAACCAUUCAGGAAGUCUGUGGAUCCUGAGAACUAUCCAGACUACCAUGAUAUUAUUGAUACACCAAUGGACUUUGGCUCUGUGAAAAGGACCCUAGAAGAAGACCACUAUGAAAAUCCCAUCGAGCUUUGCAAAGACACCCGGCUAAUAUUUGCUAAUGCUAAAGCCUACACACCCAAUAAACGCUCCAAGAUUUACAGUAUGACCCUGCGGCUCUCUGCCUUCUUUGAGGAGCAAAUCAGGACAGUCAUAUCUGAGUACAAAACUGCUGUGAAGAGCAGUGAUAGGCUCCGCCGCAGUCAGAGAUUCCGUAAGAAGAUGCAGCAACAGGAUCAAUCCUCCACCACAACAAGUCAAAAGAAGGGUGCAGUCAAAACUCAGGUAAAAGUCGAGAUGACGUCAGUGACCAAAUCUACCUCAGCAAAAGUGUCCGUUUCUGAGCGAGCCAGGCGGAGUCGACGCAGAAGCUCAGGUCACAGCUCCUCAGAAGACGACUCUGGCUCUAAAGCUGCUUCAUCAACACCAGAGUCUGACAGUGAGCUGAGCGAGCCAGAGGAAAAACAUACUGAUUCCCCAAGGCACCACCAACGCAGACAUAAAGGAAGAGUUACGAGGAGCAACUGUGCCAAACAGAGGAAAAAAGCUGCCAAGAGCGACAGUGAAGAAGAGGAAGAGGAAGAGGACGAUGAAGAAGAGGAGGACUUUGACAGUGAAGUUGAGAAGAGUGAGGAUGGAGAAGUCUCCUCCCAGUCAUCAGGUAAUCGCUACCCCAGCAGGAGUAAAAACAGCAGGAGUACACGUCUGACCAGAAACAGUGCUGCUGUGGACAGGAAACGGACAGAGGACAGAGCUGAGAUGAAUGGUCACAGCAACAGGUCGUCUCUCAAGGAGAAACGUCACCAUCAGGAUUUGUCCAUGUCCCAGGGCUGGGACAGGGAGGACAAGGAAAUCUCAGUCCGCAGGUCACUCAAGAGAAAGACGGCGAGGGCAGCUGUGAAUAAGAUGAAACUCCUUGAAGCAUCUGAGGGGGAUGAGGAAGAGGAGGAGAAGCCAAGAAGGAGCAGCAGCCGCCUCCGCCCUGCAUCCCGGGCCGGCAAACGCCCCGCAGUGAUCCAGAGCAGCUCAGAUUCAGAUGGAAAGCUGUCAACACGGGCUUCUCGGAAUAUAAAAGAAUCAGGUCGUGAAACGAAGGAUGAGGAGGAUGGUAAUGAGAGCGAAGCUUCGUCCUCCUCCCAGAAUCAGCAGACUCUGAUGGCAACGCGAGAUCCAACAAACGGAGACAACAAACGGAGACAAGCUGCUAAAGCAAAGGGAAAUGAUACUUUGUCCCACAUGAACGGACACAGUGCAAAACAUCACAAAUCUGACAGUAACUCUGAGCAGCAGGAGGAGACUGCAGAGGAGAGUUCUGGAGAAGCUGAUGAGAAUGAGGAAGAAACAGUGUUUUUUCCGAGACCUUCAAGAAGCACAGCAGCUACUCCAGCCAGGAAAAAGAGAAUUACAAGGGAGGAAGAGGAGGAGGCAGAGGACACUGAACACAGGACCACGCGACACAAACCUCCUGUGAGCUCAGGUGAAGAGGACAAAAAAAACAGUUUGCAGAAACAUCUGCACCAAAAUGGAAGAAACGUGGAGGAAGUAAUCCACAAGGAUUCUAGGAAAAAGAGUAAACUUAUACCAUCAAAAAGCCAAGAUAAGCAAAAUUCUGCCUCAACUAAUAAACUGAAUGGUCCAGAAUCAGACGAACUCAGUAAUUCUCCAAAGAAAUCCAACCCACGCAAGAAAAAACUGAAAAAAGAUGAAAUAAGCUUUGACGAAAGCAAUCACUCCAGUGAGGAAUCUGAGGUUGAAACGAAGACAAAGAGAUUGGCACAAAACCAUGGCAAAUCUAAACGGCUUCAUGGCGACAUCUCGGCCUCAGAGAGUUCUGAGCAAGAAUACAAACCCAAGAGGAAGUCGAGGAGGAAACGCUCCACCGGCUCAUCAGAAGAGGAGUCAGAUAAUUCAGAUAGCACGUCAAAUCGACGGCGGAAUCUCAGAGCCCUGCCAAAAAAAAAAUACAUCAAUGACAACUCUCUUUCCGAGGAAGAUUCUGCUUCUGCAAGCCAGAGUAAACAGAGGAACGGCAACAAAAUCGCUGGAGCUUUGAGGGAAGACAGGUGUAAUACGAGAGAGUCAAAGAGGACAUCUCCCAGUGAAACCAGGAAUCAACUGUCUUCCAAGAGAAAACGUAUUUACACUUCAGACUCCGAAGAAAAUCGGGAGGAGAAGGGAAAGAAAGAGCCAGUGUCCAAGAACAAUAAAAAUAGCAGGUCAGGCUCCUCAAAGCCUCCCAAAAGGGAAUCCAACAAAGGGGAUGGCAACAGCAACGAGGAGGACACCUCUUCCGAGUCUGAUUCCGGCGAGGAGGAGGAUAUCAGUUCCUCAAAAAAGGGAGAGAAAAUUAGGCAGCCAAAACAAAACAAAAGCUACAGCAGCAACGACAGUUCCGGCUCAGAAAGCAAGUCGUCUUCUGCCUCUGAAAACUCAGUUGUCAGCUCAGGGUCCCACAGCAGUCCAAAGAGGAGAAGUCACAUACGAUCUGGGAUCGACGGGAGGAGUGCCAGCCGCCAGCUGAGGCAGCGCCGGCAACAGGCUGCCUCAGAGGAGGAGGAAGAGGAGGAGUACAGCAAAAUGCAGCAGAAAAGGCGUGUGAACACUCGCAACCGGGGGAAGCGGACGGUAAAUUAUCACGACAGCGAAUGAAGGACGAAAUGGCUGGAAACAUCGGGCUGUAGAGGAGAGACAGAGAAAGGACAUUAAAUGUAGACUUUAAAGACACUUGAUGGCCAUGUUAUGGUAGUAGCACUGGAGUCCUAGAGAGAAAAUGCUGUGAAUCUGUUUCAUUCAGGGAUAUUUAUAUUUUCUAUGAAGAAAAAAACAACAUGUUUAUAGAUGUUAUACAAAUUCGAGCAUUUGAUCUGCUGGUUUUCACAAGGAUGCAGAGCUGAAUGCCACCUCUAAUACUGCUUGUUGUGAUUUUGGCCAGCAGAGUUACCAUUCUGGGGAUUCUUUGUCAGCUUGGGUGCUAUCUAAUAUACCUCUGAUUAAUCAAGCAUAUUGCUGGCUUGCACUAAGAUACACUGUAAUGAGGUAUUUCAUACACUAGUUUUUCAUUAGAAACUCAGGGGUCAACUAAGUUUACUGUAGUCUCAGACAUGCAGUUUUUUUUCGAGCUAGCGUAAGGUAAAGAAACGAUUCCACGUCAGCAGAUGACGAAGCACACUCACUGGGACAAAAACAAAAUCAAGUUCAGACUUAUUACUACAGCACUCCUUUGUAACUCCACAAACACUUAAUGCUUGACUGUACUUUUUUUUUAUAUGAGCCAAAUGAACUAGUAUGUUCUUCCCCCAUACAUUUCUUUUUUUUCAUUAGUUUUGUGUUUUAUUCUAGUGAAUAGGUGUAAAUAUGUGAUUGAGAUUGACAUUGUCUGAAAGGGUAGCUCAAUCAGUAGCAAAACCUUUAUUUAAAUUUGAUAUAUAUAUAUUUUUUUUUUUUUACAUUUAACUGCAUUGUCUUGCCAUAUGUCACAAAUUGGUACGUUUUGCCAAGUACAAGUAACCAAAAGUACUUUCUGCAGAAUACUGUGAUUUCUCAUGUUGGGAAGACUUUUUAUUGUCCUGUGUUACCUAUUUUCAGUAUUAAAUUCUUUUUCAGAGUUGUCUUAAAACCUUUUUGCCAGUCACUUGAGUUAGUUUUGUUUAUGGGCAUUUCUAAAUAGUUGCUUUGACAUUUUGCUUAAUAUUUUUCGUACUACACCUUUAAUAAAUUAAUUUCACAGGAUAACUAUUAAUGCAAUGUGGUUGUGGAGUGCAAUGAACUGAGUUAUUCUUCCUGUUAAUAAAGACAUAAUUUCAAGGUG
This is a messenger RNA of Pleuronectes platessa (European plaice), 8061 nucleotides long. It is a transcript of the gene brwd1, whose product is annotated as bromodomain and WD repeat domain containing 1. Bases 123 to 6902 code for a protein of 2259 amino acids. Gene Ontology annotation, cellular component: nucleus. Gene Ontology annotation, molecular function: protein binding. Lineage: Eukaryota; Metazoa; Chordata; Actinopteri; Pleuronectiformes; Pleuronectidae. The transcript is spliced from 45 exons. Gene Ontology annotation, biological process: regulation of transcription by RNA polymerase II; regulation of cell shape; cytoskeleton organization. The record is from RefSeq and is a predicted model, not a curated record.